AUACAUCAAUAAAAGUCCAAUCUUAGUUACCAUAUAUAAGUAGCAGCGGAAAGAUUUUUUGAUAGUCUCCUGUCUCCGGUCAGUAGUUUGGAAAGAAGUGCGUGUGUGCGUGUGGGCGGGCAGGCUCUCCUCCUCACAUCCACCCGAAACGCCAGCCCCCCGACGCACACGGAUUUCGAGCAACCGGAAGAAAAAAGCCCACAAAACAGAAAAGGAAUACUCUGCUAGUACUAUUUAUUAUUGUCCCAAUUAAAGAUUUUGAUUAAAUAUUGAUUGAUUUCUUCUGAACAUUAAUUAUACCUGAAGGGAAGAUUAAAAUCCGGAGUGCAUCAGCUCUGAUCGGUUCAACUAUCCUUUUCUCUUCAUUUUUCUUCGGUCGUGCAGACAAGCUGAAGUGGUAGCAGAAGCUUACUGUGUAGAAAAUGGCUGCUAUUGACAGCAUCAUAACUUCACCUCAUAGGAGAUCUCAACCUCAGAGUGGGUUUUCUUCACCAAUGCUUAAAAAACAGAUGUCACGUGGGGAUGAAUUCGGGAACUGCUCAACCCUCAUUCAGCGGCACCGCUUCCUCCUUACUGCUCUGGCUCUUCUAGCUUUUCUCUGCACUGUUUACCUCUACUUUGCAGUAACCCUGGGUGGCAGUGACUCGUGCUCUGGAUUAUCCAGGGCUCAAAAAGCAGCAUGUCAUCUGCAGCAGGCAAAGGCAGCUGUAGGCAAGGGGAAAUUGAAAUUCUUCUAGCACCAUGGUUGGCUGCUGAUUUCAUUUUGACUAUAUCACUCUUGGAACCUGGAGGAGGAAAAUCUGAGAUAUAGACUUUUGAAUAUCAAGUAGGUUAGUUUAGCCCUCACUGCUUGAGUAGGAGGAUGUGAAAUUUUUUUUUGGAAAGCCAAAUGAUAAAAUUGUAGCCGAUUAAGUGAAUUCUCCCUCGUGGAAAGGGAUAAGUUGGGUUUUGGUGAUGAGGGUUGUGUUGUCAAUCAUGGUCAUAUUAUUUUUUGUUGUUAAUAGUAAGAACGGCUUUUGUUUAGCUUUUCAUAUACUUUUAUAACCCCCUAAGCUUUGCUUCGCUUGG
Messenger RNA from Coffea eugenioides, 1068 nucleotides. RefSeq lists its product as uncharacterized. The coding region runs from base 423 to 737 and encodes 104 amino acids. The transcript has 2 exons. The record is from RefSeq and is a predicted model, not a curated record. Lineage: Eukaryota; Viridiplantae; Streptophyta; Magnoliopsida; Gentianales; Rubiaceae.